Arachis ipaensis is the source of this 1684-nucleotide messenger RNA. RefSeq names its product putative WRKY transcription factor 14. Gene Ontology annotation, molecular function: DNA-binding transcription factor activity; transcription cis-regulatory region binding. Gene Ontology annotation, cellular component: nucleus. The record is from RefSeq and is a predicted model, not a curated record. Lineage: Eukaryota; Viridiplantae; Streptophyta; Magnoliopsida; Fabales; Fabaceae. Gene Ontology annotation, biological process: regulation of DNA-templated transcription.
AACAACCAGUUUUGAACCCCCAUAAUCCUGUUCCUUUGCUUUUUCUGGCUUCUUAAUACCCUCCAAACAACCCAUUUCCUCAGCACAUAUCAACCCUGUAAUAACCAACAGAAUUCCUAGAAUUGCAUGCCUUAUACGUCGUCAUUUAAUAAAGCCUAGCCCUGCCUGCAAGGCUGCAAAUUAAAGCUUCCAAAAGUGUAUAUAUAUAGAUGUUCCAAAACUGGACAUCUACUCGUUAUGGAUCAUUAUACUCUAGGUGGAGUUAUGGAGAAUAAUAAUAAUAAUAACAACAAGGAGAAGUACUAUCAAGGUGAUUUGAGUGACAUAAUCCGUGCUAGUUAUGGUUAUUAUGGGAGCUACAACUCAGCAUCAUCUGAAGCUUCUUACAUGGUGGAAGACCCUCCUAUGAUGGCAAACUUUGGUGAUCCUUUCUCAAACUCGGGAGGAGAUCCCUUGCUACAUGAUAUGCCCUACUUUAACACUUUAUCUUUGGGACUGGAAGCUGCUACUUGUUUUGGUGGUAGCAGCAGUGGUGAUGCUUGUGAUGAUGAUGAUGAUGAUAUGAAAACGCCUUGUAUCAUGACUCAUCAUCAGAUCUCUCAUCCCAACCCCAAUUUAUUAUUACCCAUCUCAACGUGUCAAGAUUCUUCCUCCACAAUAAUGACAGUUAAUAAUAAUAGCAGUACCAAGCCUUCUUCUGCUUAUUGCUUGGUGGACAACACAGGACCGGUGGUAGUGCAGAUCUCAGCUCCUGUUAAUAAGCGAAGGAAAAGUCAGGCAAAGAAGUCGAUUUGUAUUCCAGCAGCAGCAGCACCAACCAGUAGACAAGGUGGAGAGGUAGUUCCCUCUGAUCUGUGGGCUUGGAGAAAAUACGGUCAAAAACCUAUUAAAGGUUCUCCAUAUCCAAGGGGUUACUAUAGAUGCAGCAGCACAAAGGGUUGCCCUGCAAGGAAACAAGUGGAGAGGAGCAGAACAGACCCAAACAUGUUGGUCAUUACUUACACUUCCGAACACAACCAUUCAUGGCCAACUCAAAGAAACGCUUUGGCUGGUUCAUCCCGAUCCAAUACUCAUCCACCAUCAUCGUCCACUAAGAACACAAUCACAACAACAAAGCCAGAAGAGCAACAACACAGCAACACUGACAGCAACACUGCGUUACUCGCAGUGAAGAAGGAAGACAUUCAUAAUAAUAACAAACUUGAGGACUUGUUUGCAGAAUUGGGACAAUUGGAACGUGAUUAUAUAUGCUGAUGAUCAUCAUCAUUAUUACGAGAGUGAGUGAUUACACCACCAGAUAGCACCUCAUUAUUUGAAGAUAGACCAAGAUAUAUAGGACCCUCGCAGGAGGUUAUAUUUCUGGAUUACGCUACGUGUAUACCAAAAUCAGCCACUAAAGCCAGUCACUAGUAUAAAAUACAUGCUGCAAUACAAAUAUAUUAUAAAAAUAAAUUAAACUACACAUGUAUUUAUACAAAAAUAUAUUGAUAACUAAUUUUAGUGGCUGAUUUUAAUGUACAAAUAGCAUUUCUCUUUAUAUAUAUAUAUAUAUGAUCAUAACCUAAAAUCAGCCACAACAUCUUCCUCAGGGUUAGUUACCUUAAUUAGUAAUUACUCUUCCACUAAAUUUCUGUAUUAGGAAAUAAUAUUACAUAACAAAUCACUACUAAAAGUUGUCAACGCU